AUGGGGCCCCCAGUAAGUUCCCACGAAGAAGCCUGGGCCCUGCUGAGUCUUUUCCUUCCAUUCCCUUUCCCAGGAGCCCUGGCUGUGGCCAGGGGGCAGUGGGCCAUGCCGGGGGCAGUGGAAGGCCCCAGCUGGAAGCAGGCGGAGGACAUUGGGGACAUUUACGACUUCCGUGAUGUUCUGGGAACAGGGGCCUUCUCGGAGGUAAUCCUGGCAGAAGAUAAGAGGACUCAGAAGCUGGUGGCCAUCAAAUGUAUCGCCAAGAAGGUUCUGGAGGGCAAGGAGGGCAGCAUGCAGAAUGAGAUUGCUGUCCUGCACAAGAUCAAGCACCCCAACAUUGUAGCCCUGGAUGACAUCUAUGAAAGUGGGGGACACCUCUAUCUCAUCAUGCAGCUGGUGUCAGGUGGGGAGCUGUUUGACCGAAUUGUGGAAAAAGGCUUUUACACAGAGCGGGACGCCAGCCGCCUCAUCUUCCAGGUGCUGGAUGCCGUCAAGUACCUGCACGACCUGGGCAUCGUACACCGAGACCUCAAGCCAGAGAAUCUGCUGUACUACAGCCUGGAUGAAGACUCCAAGAUCAUGAUCUCCGACUUUGGCCUCUCCAAGAUGGAAGACCCCGGCAGCGUGCUCUCCACAGCCUGCGGGACCCCAGGAUACGUGGCCCCUGAAGUGCUGGCCCAGAAGCCCUACAGCAAGGCAGUGGAUUGCUGGUCCAUUGGGGUCAUCGCCUAUAUCCUGCUCUGUGGUUAUCCCCCCUUCUAUGACGAGAACGAUGCCAAACUCUUUGAACAGAUUUUGAAGGCCGAGUACGAGUUUGACUCUCCUUAUUGGGACGACAUCUCUGACUCUGCCAAAGACUUCAUCCAGCACUUGAUGGAGAAGGAUCCAGAGAAGAGGUUCACCUGUGAACAGGCCUUGCAGCACCCCUGGAUUGCAGGAGAUACAGCUCUAGAUAAGAAUAUUCACCAGUCGGUGAGCGAGCAGAUCAAGAAGAACUUUGCCAAGAGCAAGUGGAAGCAAGCCUUCAAUGCCACGGCCGUGGUGCGGCACAUGAGGAAGCUACAGCUGGGCACCAGCCAGGAGGGGCAGGGACAGACGGCGAGCCACGGGGAGCUGCUGGCCCCAGCAGCUGGGGGGCCGGUGGCCAGCUGCUGCUGUCGAGACUGCUGCGUGGAGCCGGGCCCGGAACUGUCUCCCACACUGGCCCCCCAGCUCUAGGGGCCUGGAUCCCCCGUGUAGGAGGGGUUGGGGGCAGCCUGCUCCCCCCCUCCCUGAACUGGGGAGUUACCCUGCUCCACCCGCUCCGCACCCCUUUCCCUACAGCCCCUCCACUGCAUUUUCCAUACAAAUGUUUCUAUUUUAUUGUUCCUUCUUAUAAUAAAGGGAAGAGGUUAAAACCA
Molecule: messenger RNA, 1400 nt
Organism: Orcinus orca (killer whale)
Lineage: Eukaryota; Metazoa; Chordata; Mammalia; Artiodactyla; Delphinidae
Gene: CAMK1
Product: calcium/calmodulin dependent protein kinase I
Exons: 11
Coding region: 1-1218 (405 amino acids)
Biological process (GO): peptidyl-serine phosphorylation
Cellular component (GO): intracellular anatomical structure
Molecular function (GO): calcium/calmodulin-dependent protein kinase activity; ATP binding; calmodulin binding
Source: RefSeq, a predicted model, not a curated record